UACUCGGGAGUCGGAACUUCGGGCUCGCACUAUCAAAAUACUUCUGUAUAUCUUUAUGUCGGCCUUAGCUUAAUAAAAAUAAGAAAAGUUGUUUAUAGAUCCUCGUAACUUUUUCGGAAAGUUUAAUUUGACUUUUAAAUAUUCAAAGGCUUGAAACAUUAUAGCGAAAAAUGGCCAACGACACUCCUGAAAGUGACUUCUCUAUCGAAUGCUUUCAAAACUAUUCAGCACCAGAAGUAUUUGUUCAGGGAUUAGCGGGUAUGGUUGAUCAAUCUGAUGUCGAAGUUAUAAUACGAGCACAAAAAACUAUGUUACAGAGAUUUGAAAAAACAACAGAAAUGUUAACAAAUUGCAACCAACUCUCAGCAAGUCGCCUUCGAGCUGCAUCUGUAGAGUUUAAGAAGCACACCCAACUACUGUUGGAUAUGAAAAAGGAUUUAAACUAUAUAUUCAAAAAGAUAAGGGCUAUUAAAACUAAGUUAAGCACUCAGUAUCCUGAAGCCUAUAAAGUUGCUGUAGCAUCAGCUGCUCAUAAUAUAAAGCCUCUUGAUGAAGAAGAAGAAAUAAAACCUUCAGAAUCAAAAAUACUAUCUAAAAUGGUGGCCACAGUUUCAACAGAAACUUUAAAACCAAUAGACAAAAAGGAAAAUGUAGAUAAAAAUGUCAAUGUAAAAAAGAAAAGCAGUAGUUCCUCUGAAACAGAAAGUGUAAGCUCUGGAGAUGAUAGUAGUACUGACACUGGUUGAAUGUAAUGUUAACUGUGUAAUUAUUAACUUUGUUAAAUGGUAAAUUAAGCUUCUUGCUUGUACCUUUAUGUCUGAGGUCAGAAUAUAACAUGAAAUGUGUAUAGUAUGAAAUUUAAUUAACUAAAAAAGAAACUGUAUUUUGAUGUAAACAAAAUUUCUUAUCUUUAUUGCCAACCACUUUGUUUUGUUUGGCCGUCUGCAUCGAUUUUAAAGAAUUCAUCAAAAAUUAAUAAAAUUAAAAAUUGCCAGAAUUCUCUUCACUCAUUAAUUUAUGUGAGGUAACAGAUUGCGUCAGACAAUUAAAUUUCAUUUAAUUAACUAAAAUCAACUUUAGAAUGUAAAUACCCUUAGGUUCCCAAUUAUUACAAAAGAUUUUCACCCAAUCUAAAUCAUCUGCAAGUCAAAUAAAUUAUGCCUGUAUAGAUCUGCAUUGUGAGUUUUGAGUGAACCAAAAUUUUCAGAGAGCUAGAACUUUUCUCAAAGCUAAGUCUGUCUCCCAUAUGUUAUAGAUAUGUUGGAUUUUGACAUAUGGAAGUCAUAGUUUGCACUAAAUCUCCCCCUUAGUAUGUAUGUAAGUGUAAGAAUUCUAGUCUGGCAAGCUCACUCGUAAUAUAAGUAUAUUAAUAUAAUCUAGUAGGGAAUGGAUCAGCUAUGCUUGUCUGAUGAAUAAUGUAUUAUAAGACUGUAUGUUACCAUUUCUGUUACUUUAUAUAGUUUAAAAUAUUCAACUAA
Messenger RNA from Pieris napi, 1478 nucleotides. RefSeq names its product kxDL motif-containing protein CG10681. Lineage: Eukaryota; Metazoa; Arthropoda; Insecta; Lepidoptera; Pieridae. Gene Ontology annotation, cellular component: BORC complex. The transcript has 3 exons. The record is from RefSeq and is a predicted model, not a curated record. Gene Ontology annotation, biological process: lysosome localization. The coding region runs from base 171 to 746 and encodes 191 amino acids.